Coniosporium apollinis CBS 100218 is the source of this 1983-nucleotide messenger RNA. RefSeq lists its product as uncharacterized. Bases 1 to 1983 code for a protein of 660 amino acids. The transcript is spliced from 8 exons. Gene Ontology annotation, molecular function: myo-inositol:proton symporter activity. The record is from RefSeq and is a predicted model, not a curated record. Gene Ontology annotation, cellular component: membrane. Gene Ontology annotation, biological process: transmembrane transport. Lineage: Eukaryota; Fungi; Ascomycota; Dothideomycetes.
AUGGCUCAUAAACCCAACUCGUUUGGCCAUCCUUAUGGGGUAGACGUGCAUGUUGAGGACCAACCUGAUGAGCAAAUUCAGAACGACGACACGAUCCUUAUCGACAUAGACAAUCCCCUCGUUCGGCUCUCACCAGCAGAGCUUGUGGCGGAUGUAGAGAAUUUCGCGACGGUCAACGAUCUGACAAACAUUCUUGACCUUCUGAUCCAUGGCGCGAAAGUCGCCCGAGACCCGGAGGCAUACGCGACUGUCCCAGGCUUGACAGCCGAAGAGAAAGCUGCUCUGGAGAGAGAAAAGAAGGCGGGCUUUUGGCGUCAAACGAAAGAGCUGCGGACUACGAUCCUCACCUGCGCCAUUGCCGCCAUCUUGCAAGGCUGGGAUCAAUCUUCCAUGAACGGGGCCAACCUCCACUGGCCUCGCGAUCUCGGUCUGCAUGUUGGAGCAUCAACGGGAGACUCCCUUAGCGUUAAGAAAGAUAUCUGGAUUUUCGCCUUCAUCAACGCGGCACCUUUUCUCUUCGCAGCCUUGAUCGGAGCAUGGCUCAGUGACCCAUUGAAUGAGUAUGUCUAUGGAAGGAGAGCUGCGAUAUUCAUCUCAGCUCUGUUCUGCUUCUUUUCCGUCAUUGGAUCUGCUUGUACACAUACUUGGCAGCAACUCUUGGCUUGUCGCGUCCUCCUUGGUAUCGGCAUGGGCGCAAAAGCCUCCGUCGUCCCGGUGUAUGCCGCUGAGGUAUCCCCAGCCCAUAUCCGGGGAAGUCUGGUCAUGAGCUGGCAGCUAUUCGUGGCUUUCGGCAUAUUUCUAGGGUUCUCCGCUAAUCUAGUUGUAUUCGACAUCAAAUCCCUCGCGUGGCGGUUACAGCUCGCGGCUGCAAGUCUUCCGGCUAUCCCGUUGGUAUUCCUGAUCUUCGUCUGUCCCGAGUCUCCACGCUUCCUGAUCAAGAAAGGAAGGUUCAGAGAGGCUUAUACCAGCCUUUGUUAUCUUAACGAGACUCCACUGCAAGCAGCUAGGGAGCUCUAUUACAUCAGCGCACAGAUCGAAGCAGAGAAACAGUUGUACAUGAACAAGGACUCCCGCCGUAAGGAUCUGGAGCUUCAAGACAUCAUACCCGGAGAUAACGGUAACGUCCACGGAGAGCCUGCUGGUCGUUCGGCAGUCAUGAGCAACACGAGCUUCUGGAGGAGACUAUGGCGACUAGGCUCUGUGCCGAGGAUCCGGCGUGCUCUAUUGGCAGCGUUCGUUGUAAUGAUAUCGCAGCAGCUCUGUGGCGUCAACAUCAUAGCGUUCUACUCGUCGUCGGUCUUCUCCAAUCCAAACAACGAAGAUUUGACCCCAGAGCAGGUCAAUAGCGACCACAAGCGCGCACUCUGGCUAGGAUGGGGCUUUGGACUUACUAAUUUCCUCUUCGCAUGGCCAGCGUACGGCGCUAUCGAUCGAAGGGGCAGGCGGGCGCUGCUCCUCUUCACCAUUCCCGGUUUAGCAUUGACACUGCUUGCCGCCGGCUUCAGUUUCCAGCUUCCGGUGAACAGUAAAGCAUAUAUUGGAGUGAUAACCUUCUUCAUCAUGCUCUUCUCCGUCUUCUACUCCCCGGGUCUUGGGCCCGUCCCAUUCACAUAUUCCGCAGAAGUAUUCCCGCUUGUGAACAGAGCAGAAGUUGGCAUGUCCUUUGCUGUAUUCUGGAACCUGUUGGGUGCCGGCAUUCUUAGCUUGAUUGUGCCAGUCCUGAACGACGCACUGAAAGCAACAGGGCUGAUGUGCCUGUUCGCCGGACUGAAUGUGAUAGCGUUCAUCCUCGUCUUCCUUUUUGUAUACGAGACCAAGGAAGCGACCCUCGAGGAACUGAACUCCAUAUUCUCCGUAAAGACAAGAAGACACAUUGAGUACCAGGUCAAAUACGUGCUGCCCUGGCCGUGGAAGUACUACAUCCGAAAGACGGUGAAAACAAGGCUGGAUCCACCGUACAGGUGGAGGCACGGAGCAUUGUAG